Molecule: messenger RNA, 2811 nt
Organism: Tetrahymena thermophila SB210
Lineage: Eukaryota; Ciliophora; Oligohymenophorea; Hymenostomatida; Tetrahymenidae
Product: plant dual-specificity MAP kinase kinase family domain protein
Exons: 7
Biological process (GO): protein phosphorylation
Molecular function (GO): ATP binding; protein kinase activity
Source: RefSeq, a predicted model, not a curated record
AUGAAAAGAGGUCUUAGCCCUUCAGUUUCUAAGAAUUUAAAUUAGGUAUAGAAUAGUAAACCUUAUCAAUCUUAGGCUGCAUAAGUAGUAAAAAAAUAGAGCGAAUAUAAAAAUAAAUAUAGAGAGCUAGAGCAAAUAGGUAAAGGUACAUCAGGAACAGUAUUUUUAGUGAAAUCUAAAUAGGAUAAAAAAUUUUAUAUUGCAAAGAAAAUUAUUUUGACAAACUUAAAUGAACAGGAAAGAUAAGCAGUAGAAUAAGAAUUAAUCUUACUCAAGAAAUUGAAGCACCCUCAUAUUGUUGGAUAUAAGGAAAAUUUCUUAGAACCUUACUAUAUGAUUAUCAUUAUGGAAUAUUGUGAGUAAGGAGAUCUUUCGUUUCAUAUAAAGCAAAAGCUUAAAGAAAAUGAUCACUUUCCUGAAAAUAUCAUUUUAAAUUGGUUUAUUUAACUAACAAUGGCACUUGAUUUCAUUCAUGAAAAGCAUGUUUUGCACAGAGAUGUUAAAAGUUCAAAUAUAUUUUUAACUUCUAGUGGUAGCAUAAAGUUAGGAGACUUCGGUAUCUCUAAGGUGCUACACUCUACAGCAGAUAAAGCUUAAACGUUAAUUGGAACUCCUUAUUAUUUAUCUCCAGAAGUUUGCGAAAACAAACCUUAUACUUAUUAAUCAGAUAUUUGGGCUUUAGGAUGCGUGCUUUUUGAAAUGUGUGCUUUGAAACACCCUUUCGUCUCAGAAAGUCUGAUGGCCCUAGUUGUAAAAAUUAUUAGAGAACCAAACCCAAACAUUCCUAAUAUGUAUUCAAGCGAUCUAAAUUGUUUGGUUUAAAUUUUAUUAGCAAAAAAACCAGAAAGUAGACCAAGGACAAAAUAAAUAUUAUCAUUUCCUUUUGUGAAUGAAGCUAUGAAAGAUUUUAUAUCUUCUAAAGGAUUAAAAGACGAACUAAAAAAUUUGCCAAUUAAAAAAACUCAGUUGCACAUAAAAAAGGAGUAGAAAAUAAAUUAGGAAAAAGAAUAAUAACCAAGCUCAAUAAAAUAAAUUUAAAGGAAAAACAGUUUGUAAAAUUAAGCUCAAAAAUAGGCAAAUAUAAAAGCUUAGCCUUAACAAAAUGUUUAGAAACAUUAAGAGUAAUAAAAAUCUGUAGGUAGCACAAAAAUUAAUAGAAAAAAUAGCAAUGAUAUUAAAAAGAUGGAGGAACUCAUAUAAAAGUAAAUGAAAGAAGUUUAAAGCGAAGUAUAAAAGAAAUUAGUUGAAAUUAAAGGCAGUAAUAAUAAAAAGCCAAACACCUCUAAUCUUUAAGAUUAAAAAUCACCAAGUAAUCCAUCACUUUCAAAACCAUCUUCAGCUUCUUCACAGUCAAGUACAGCUCAUUAAACACCAUAAAGAUAAAAUGAUUAAAAAAUAAAGUAAUCACCUUCUCGAUAAAUACAACCCAAGAUUGAAGAAAAGCAUACAAAAUAAUCACCAUAGAUUAUGACAAAAAACAAAGUUGAAACACAUAAUAAAUAGUCACCUUAAAGUUAAAUAGCAUAAAAGUAGGUAGGAACUCCGUAAAAUAUAUCAAAAAAUCCUUCUUCAGGAGUGUUAAGUAAUGAAAGUAAAACAAGUAACAGCAGUAAAAACUCAUCAAGAGUAAUUGAUGAAGAUGAUUAUGAUAAGAAGUAUCAGGAAAUGAUGAAUAAAGUUAAAUAGGAGUAUGAAUAAAUAAAAAAAGAGUCUCCAAACCCAAAAAAAAGUCCAACUAUAAAUAAUUAAAAAGUAGCUUCUAGCUCUUCUGCCUCUUAAAAUAAUUAAAAAUAAAAUAAUUUGAUCCAUCCUUAAAAAGCUUCCUCAAAUUAAAAUUAUCAACCAACACCAACUUAGCUAAAUCAAGGGGUUGUUAGUGCUUAAAGCUAAUAAAGGUAUAAUACUAACUAUUCUAAAAAUAAUUUUGAAAUGACCCAAAUAGAAGAAGACAUUUAGAUAAAAAAUAUUCCUGAUAAUUAGGCAGAAAAGGUACAAACUAACAUAAAUUUGUAAGAUAGUUCAAAAAAAUAAAAUUUUCAUUUCAGCUAAAAAGGAUAAAAUAACUCUCUUCUAUAAGAUUCAAACGUGUCCUUUAAUCUCUCACUAACUAAUGAUUCUGUUUUUAAUAACACUGCAUUUAAAAGUAACUUGCCCAAGAAAUAAAGCACAAUUAUAACAAGUGGAGGUAAAGAACAAAUUAUCGAAGAAAUAAUAGAAAAUGAAGAAGCAUAAGAACAUGAAAAUAUAAAAUCUUAAGCUCCAAGCGAUGUCAGUGAGUAUAAAAAUGAAUUCUUGAAUAGUGAGUUUAUAAAAUCAAAUAAAAGUGACGAUGCAUCUAAAUAUUAGACUGUAAUCAGUGAGCACAUUUAAACUUAAAUGAUGCCUUAGAUUCCAACUUAAAAUAUAUAAAAAAACAAUUAAGAAGAAAUAAAUGAUUUCUAAGAUGAUGAUUUAGAUUUUGAGUCGCUUCCUCAAAGAGAAGAUUAUUUAGAUUCUGAAGAAGAUAAUGAGUAUGAAGAAGACUUUGAAGUUAGUUCAGAAGAAGGAGAUUCUAAAAAUGAAUAGAAAGAAAAUAAUGAUUUUAGAUUGACAAGAAAAAAUUUAGACAAAGAACUUGAUGAAGUGAUCGAAAUGUACAAGUCAUAAUUGCUUAAUAACUCAGGGCAAGAGGAAUACAAUAAAUUUAAGCAUAUGUUAAAUAUGUCUGAAAUUGCUGAAGCCUCAGUUGAAUAUUCAUCUGGAGAAGUUUCUAAAAAAAUGAUGAUACCAGCUGCUUAAAAAUAAUAGAAAUCAAAUUUCACAAAAAAGUGA